Messenger RNA from Cynara cardunculus var. scolymus (artichoke), 1285 nucleotides. Its product is annotated as NAC domain-containing protein 72-like. The record is from RefSeq and is a predicted model, not a curated record. Bases 58 to 1023 code for a protein of 321 amino acids. Gene Ontology annotation, biological process: regulation of DNA-templated transcription. Gene Ontology annotation, molecular function: DNA binding. NCBI's taxonomy places the organism in Eukaryota, Viridiplantae, Streptophyta, Magnoliopsida, Asterales, Asteraceae. The transcript is spliced from 3 exons.
GAAAAAAAUUAAAAUAAUAAAUAUCUCAUUUUUAUAUAAAUCUCUGCAAAUCGAGCGAUGGGGGUGCCGGUGCCGGUGACGGAUCCGAUGACUCAACUGAAAUUACCUCCCGGAUUCCGGUUUUACCCUACCGACGAAGAGCUUAUGGUGAAGUACCUUUGCCGGAAAGUCGCCGGACAUGAUUUUGCGCUUCAGAUCAUCGGAGAUGUUGAUUUGUAUAAGUUUGAUCCAUGGGAGUUACCGAGUAAGGCGAUGUUUGGGGAGAAAGAAUGGUACUUUUUUAGCCCUAGAGAUCGAAAGUAUCCAAAUGGGUCACGACCCAAUAGAGUUGCCGGGUCGGGUUACUGGAAAGCCACCGGAACUGAUAAAGUGAUCAUAUCGGAAGGACGGAAGGUUGGAAUUAAGAAAGCUUUGGUGUUUUACGUUGGAAAAGCUCCGAAAGGAUCGAAGACUAAUUGGAUCAUGCAUGAAUACAGGCUUUCGGAGCCUCCGAAAAAAAAUAAUAGCUCCAGGUUGGAUGAUUGGGUGCUUUGUCGGAUUUACAAGAAGAAUUCCGCCGCCGAGAAAACAAUAUCCGGUGGUCCAAGCACAGACCAGAGCCAUAACUCCUCUUCUUCAUCGUCUUCCCAGUUUGACGAUGUUCUCGAUUCACUUCCGGCGAUUGACGACAAGUUCCUGAACUUUCCGGCGAACAACACCAUGAAGUCGUUUCAAGAAGAAGAUCAGAAGGUCGAUGUUCAAAGAUACGAUUACGGUAACUACGAGUGGACGACAAAUGUAACCGUAUUCGGAUCACAAGAUGGAAUCAACAACAACAAUCCGCCAAAUGCAAUCCCCAUUGAUCCAACAUUCAACAUGCACAUGAAAUACGGUCGAUCGCCGGAAUCCGAAGCGGUAACCGGAAUCAGAAGUCAGAGAAUGGAGAACUCCGGUUACUUUUUUUCACAGAGCUUAAUGAACACAACCGACCCAUUUGCUAUCCGGUACCCGACCCAACCGAGUAGCUCCGGGUAUAGGCUGUGAAAAUGAAAUGAAAUGAAAAAACAGAGAUGUUAAUAAGUAGAGGGGUGGGAAUGUAAAUAGGUGAUUCCUUGGGGGGUUGGAAUGUAAGAUUUUAGGAGUUUGGUGGGAAAAUAGACAUGGGUUUGGGUUAGGUGCACCAUGAACCCAAAAGUCAAAGUUGAAUGUAGACGUAGUCAAAGGGUUUUUGGUUAGGAUGCGUUCAAUGUAGAUAGUAGAGAAAACAAUCUUUGGUUGCUUGAAAUUUCAAUUAAUGUCUAGUUCU